UUUGCGUAACUUGGUUGAUAAUAAUUAUAAUUCAACACAAUCAUCGUCCUCAAGUUACCACAAAUCGGUACUACCAACAUGGCGCCGGUUUUGUACAUGCAAGAUUUUAGCCCUCCGGUGCGGUCCGUGCUUUUGACAGCCGAAGCCUUGGGGUUAAAACUGGAAAAAAAGGUGGUAGAUCUGAGCAAAAAGGAACAUUUGACCGACACUUUCUUAAAGCUCAAUCCUCAACACACUAUACCCACUUUGGACGACAAUGGGACAAUAAUAUGGGACAGCCAUGCCAUUAAUGAAUACUUGGUAGAAAAAUACGGAAAGGACGAUUCGUUGUACCCUAAAGAUUUAGCUAAAAGGGCUGUUGUCAACCAAAGGUUGCAUUUUGACAGUGGGGUCAUCUUCAGCUGGCUUAGAUAUAUUGCAAGAUCAUAUAAGUACAAAGGGCGUAAGGAACUAACUGAAGAUCAGAUUGAGCACCUGGAAGAAAGUUAUUCUCUUUUGGAGUCAUUUUUGAAAGGGCACCAGUGGGUGGCUGGAGAUUCCGUGACCAUAGCUGACUUCAGUCUUGUUACUAACAUAACCUCGCUAACACUUUUGUAUCCAGUGGAUCCUAAAAAGUAUCCUAACAUUAUCAACUGGAUCAAGAGGGCGGAAGGGCUUCCGUACUAUAAAGUGCAUUUGGAGGGUCUUCAGAGCUUCAAGAAGAUGUUCCAAGAGAUGUUAAAGUGAAUGCAGGUUUUAAAUUAUGUAACCAUUGCAUAAAUAUAAAACUUUGAAAAAAUU
Messenger RNA from Zophobas morio, 780 nucleotides. Its product is annotated as glutathione S-transferase 1-1-like. Gene Ontology annotation, molecular function: glutathione transferase activity. The transcript has 3 exons. The record is from RefSeq and is a predicted model, not a curated record. Gene Ontology annotation, biological process: glutathione metabolic process. NCBI's taxonomy places the organism in Eukaryota, Metazoa, Arthropoda, Insecta, Coleoptera, Tenebrionidae. Bases 79 to 726 code for a protein of 215 amino acids.